GAAGAAGAUGGCGCGUAAAAUGUUAUGUUACUUCGCAUCGAGGCAUCUUGUUUUGUAAGUUAACUUCUUCUCUUUCAGUCCUGACGCGACUUUCAAUGUGAACGCUACUUUUUGUUUUGGUUUUCUGGGGGCAGCGGCACUACGACAAUUUCGGAGGAUAAAUAAAAAUCUGUCGUCAUAAAUCAGUGUCAUAAAUCUCUCGCCACAAAAAAAAUUGUGAAACAAACUAUGUGCCAUGGUCCAGAGAUAAGCGAGGCCACACAAGACAAGAACCGAAAACGAAUUAUAAUAAUAAAUAAAUUCAAUUCACAUAUAUAAAGCCGCAUUCGACGAAUUUCUUUGGGCCACUAAAAGACUAAACCAAGUGUCCAAGUGUAAUACAAAAGUCAAGUGAAAGUGGCGGCUGCCGUUUCAUUCAAAUUAAAUUUCCAACUUUCAUCCCGCUUCCCCGUUCCCACUGACCCACUUAGAAUGUUUGAUUAAGGACAAUAAGCAAUAAAAAUGGCCAUCUUAGAGUCCUGCUGCUUUUGGAAGAAUGUGCGUAAGGGCAGCUAUGCCUGUGCCACAUAUACUCUGAUUUAUUUUGGCAUCUCGACGCUGAUGUUUUUGUUUUACUUAAAAGAGGAAAAGGAAUUUCUAAUGGGACAACGUGAACAGCCUCUGGGUGAGAGUAUGCUAGAACGGGGGGAUGUAACUAAAGCGACUGUGAUAUUCAACAUUUUGUUUUUGUUUUGCUCAAUGCUGAUGCUAUUAUCAUCCUUCCUGCUGAUUUUGGGUCUACGUCAGAAUAAACGUCAAUUGCUUUUACCUUGGAUAUUCUUUAUGCUUGGCGAUUUACUCAUCGAAUUCGCUCACCUUAUCCAUUUGACUUUGUCACGUCGCGUGAAUUUUGAUCCCAUUGUGGGUUUUAUCUUUACCAUUGAUUUUUUUGUGCUGUGCCUCAAUCUCUACUGUUUACUGUGCGUCAUCUCUCAAUAUCAGUUUUAUCGUGAGCAGCGAUUGCACUUGGCCCAUCAGCCGCCUCUUGUAUCGCCCAAUGUGGUAUUUACGGAUGCUGAGAAAUCUCAACAGCAUCACAAUUUGCAACAACUCCAGCAACAACAAUUGAAUGGAGAGCAUCAAAACUCACAGAACACAAAUACGGGCCAGAGUAAAAGACUCUCACGUCGUUUACAGGCAGCCAGUCCUUUGAUUACAUCGCAACGUUUAACCAACUUCUCGACCAUAACCGAAGAGGAGGAACAACAAUUGCAGUUCCGAGCUCCAGCAAAUGGUGACAAUGGCAAUGGCGACUGUGGUCAUAUAUCGGAACGAAGUGGUGCCACUUCCAGUGAAGGUGACAUACAACCAGCAGUCGAGCAAUCACCACCCACUCCCAUUCCGACCAUCACACUUGAUGCCAAUUCGCAGCAAUGAGGGAGGAGGAGGAGGAGAAAGAGAAAUAUGUAUAUGU
Drosophila willistoni is the source of this 1453-nucleotide messenger RNA. RefSeq lists its product as uncharacterized. The transcript is spliced from 7 exons. Bases 502 to 1416 code for a protein of 304 amino acids. The record is from RefSeq and is a predicted model, not a curated record. Lineage: Eukaryota; Metazoa; Arthropoda; Insecta; Diptera; Drosophilidae.